AUAUCCAAUUGAAUUGUGUUGUUUAGUUAAGUUUGGCCAACUCUCUUUAUCAUCCAUCCCCUGCUUGAUAUUCUUCUUCCUCAUUUCCUCUUCUUCAAUGAAGAAAACUAACAAAACAGAGUCUCUGAAAUGUCAGUAACACCCUGUUCCCCCACCAUUGUGAUUGUUGUCCUUGUUUUAGUUUCGCUCAUACUGUGGUUUGAUGUUGUUACGGCGCUUGGGUCGGCCUCCACCGUCGCGAUCACAUUUGGAACUUCCACCGUGUGUGGCAUCAUUGCAGGGGAGACGACCCAGAGAAUCCAGUGUUAUCAAAAUGGACAGAGCAUUUGGGUUUUUCCCGAUAUCUCGUUUGCGCAAAUCUCAGGUGGGGAGAGCUUCUUCUGCGGUCUCAGGUCAGGUGGACUUACUCUUCUCUGUUGGAAUACUACCAAUCCGGUGUAUUCAACGUUCAUGCUCAGACGAAUAUAUUUCAGCCAAAACGUUUCGCUGACGGACCUAGCUGUCGGUGAUGAUCAGGUUUGUGCCAGAGAGGUGGACUCCGGACUAGCUCGAUGCUGGAGAGGCGGUGGCAAUGGGAACGGCGGUUUACCAUUUUCACCACCGGGGGAAGGUUUUAAAUUUAGUACAAUCACGUCUGGAAAGGGUUUUAGCUGUGGGAUUUUGAAGAACAGCAGUGGGGUUUUGUGUUGGGGUGGGAAUGGGAUUGCAUCAGAAAUUCAGACACAAUUUGGGAACUUGUCAAUGUUGAGCUUGGUUGCCGGAGAGUCUCAUGUUUGUGGUCUGACCAGGACAGGAUCUUUGGUCUGUAAAGGCAACAAUGAGACCGGACAACUUGAUGUUCCUUCUCCGAGCUCAGCUUUGGAGUUCUCCGGUCUUGCAUUGGGAGCAAACUUCACUUGUGCUCUCCGGCGAAGAAAUGGAUAUGCAGUAUGUUGGGGAGGAGGAUCAAACAGAUUUGAAGAAGUACAACAGGUUCAGUUUGAGUCCAUAGUUGCCGGUUUAGAUUUCGUUUGUGGCCUAACCACUGGGAAUUUGUCUGUGCUUUGUUGGGGUCCAGGGUGGUCUGAUGGGAAUAGUUCAGCGAGCUAUCUCCCUUUGGGAACUAUAAUUCCAGGUCCUUGUGUUCAGUCUCCAUGUGCUUGUGAUUUAUAUCCGGAUUCUGAGACUCUCUGCGGUGGAUCAGGGAGCAUUUGCAGAUCAUGCCAGCUGCAAUUGCCAAUUGCAUCGCCAUCACCAGAUUCACCACCACUACAACCACCGGACCUCCCAUCAAAGCCACCGCCGCCACCACCACCACCAGCGGUAAAGCCACUUCCUGUGAUACCUGCACCAACAAAGUCCAGCAACAAGCUUUCUUUGGGUCUUAUGGUGGUUGGAUCAUUUGGGGGUUUUGCAGGCAUCUGUGCCGUUGCCUAUUGCUUGUGGGCAGCACCAUGUGGGUGCUUGCACAACAAAAUGGCUAAUUCUGUGCAGCCAUCUACGGCUGCAGAUGCUGAGAGAGUCGCUGCAGAUGCUGAGGGAGUCGCUGCCGCUGCUGAUAACAAUGUUUCUUUACCUACAGGACUAAGAUCGUGUUCAACCAGGUAUACAAGCUUUGGAGGACUACGCUACCACAGAACUGAAUCAACAUCAUCAAAGUAUGCAGAGAAAACGCAACACUUUUCACUAUCACAGCUUGCUGCUGCCACAAACAAUUUCUCAUUGGAAAACAAGAUUGGCUCCGGUAGCUUCGGGACUGUUUACAAAGGUAAGCUUCCUGAUGGCCGUGAAGUGGCCAUUAAGAGGGGCGAAACUUCAACAAGGAUGAGGAAAUUCAAAGAGAAAGAAAGUGCAUUUGAAUCAGAACUAGCAUUGUUAUCACGGCUCCACCACAAGCAUUUAGUGGGAUUAGCUGGAUUCUGCCAAGAAAAUGAUGAGAGACUUCUGGUUUAUGAGUACAUGAGCAAUGGGUCACUCCGUGAUCAUUUGCAUAGCAAGAACAACGUUGAAAAGAAUAGCAGCAUUCUGAAUUCCUGGAAAAUGAGGAUCAAAAUCGCAUUGGAUGCAGCUAGAGGGAUUGAGUACCUCCACAAUUAUGCAGUGCCACCAAUAAUUCAUAGAGACAUAAAGUCUGCAAAUAUACUGUUGGAUGCAAAUUGGAUGGCUAAAGUUUCAGAUUUCGGAUUAUCGCUGAUGGGGCCUGAAUCUGAUCAGGAAUUUAUGUCCACAAAGGCAGCUGGAACAGUUGGAUAUAUUGAUCCAGAGUACUAUGUGUUGAAUGUACUAACAGCUAAAAGUGAUGUUUAUGGAUUAGGGGUGGUGUUGUUGGAGCUCCUAACAGGAAAAAAGGCUGUAUUCAAAAAUGAAGAGGAUGAAACAUGUCCAAUGGGGGUGGUAGAAUAUGCAAGCUCCCGGAUACAAGCAGGGGAUCUCUGGUCAAUUUUGGACAGAAGAGUAGGGCAGCCGGAGAUCCAUGAGGCAGAGGCAGUGGAGCUAAUGGCUUAUGUUGCUGCGCAUUGUGUGAAUUUAGAGGGAAACGAAAGGCCUAGCAUGACUGAUAUUGUUGCUAAUUUGGAGAGAGCACUGGCUUUUGUUGAGGAUAGUCCUUCCAGCUUCUCUAAUAGAGCCAUAUCUAUUUCUUCAGAUUAACAUUUUCAUUCAAACAAGUAGUUUCCUCCAUUUUUUUCCCCCACAUAAUUGAAUUUC
Rubroshorea leprosula is the source of this 2685-nucleotide messenger RNA. NCBI's taxonomy places the organism in Eukaryota, Viridiplantae, Streptophyta, Magnoliopsida, Malvales, Dipterocarpaceae. The record is from the annotation of a GenBank genome assembly.